AUGACGAAGAAAUGCAUUUGUCAGAUUUGUACGUGCGGGUAAGCAUUUAAACAAUCUUUGAUUGAAAUAGUCUAACGUGAGUUAAGCGAUGACUCUUGCCCAUACUGUUCUCAAAUUCCUCCGCAAUCGAUGCCAUCUUGAAUGAUUCUAGGAAUUCCACUUUACUUCAGUAGGAGGUUUUACUUUUUUCAGAUUAUUUUUAAAAUGAAAUUAUUUACGAGCUUCAUGCCUAAUAACGCCCCAUUCGAUAUUUUAUUGCGCUUCAAUCCUUCGACAAAGUGUUCGCAAUCCAUGCCGAAGUACUGUUUUAAGAAAUGGCAGCUGCGUGAACUACAUGUAAGUUAGAUUUUGUUGUUUUCAAAAGCCACUUCAUCAGUAAAAGAUCCCGGUUUUGGAGAAUUCAAAGCAAUAACCAAGCUCUUAGAACAAAUAUUCUCAGUUUUCGUUCAAUUUGGUUUAAUUUGAAAGCGCUUAAUUCAUAAACUUUAUUGAUGGGACGUGUCGUGCUUCUAAUUGUCACUGAACGAAUUCAUCGGACUGUUUAUAAUUUGGCAUGCUGCGAAUAAUAUGUUGCUAUUGCUUUUAUUGCCACUAAGUCAGGAGAAAUUGUCUCACUUUUUCCGAGUUUUUUUGUACAUUUGUCAAUGAACAUUCGGUCUGUGGUCGAUAACUAACCCCACGAUAAAUAAAUAUAAUACAGAACCGCCACCUUGAAAUUUUUGAUUGCGAGCGUGAUCAAGCUUUUAUUAACCGGGAUGUCAAUAUGCGAACAAGGCCAUCAUGACUUCAUAUAAGACAUAUAAGCUAAUUGACAGGUUAAGAAUACAGCUGUGUUGGUUAUCUAUCAGCUCUCUUUUAUUAUGGCAGUAGUUUUGGAGGAAAAUGUUAAAUGCUUCCUAGAGAAAUUUUAUAUUUAGAUACAUCAAAUGUUUAGUUGACACAAGCUUGGUAAUAUCCGAUUAUUGGAAGCUGAAAUUAAUAAGCCGAUGUAAACAAAAUAGCCGAAGAUAGUACACUUACUUGGGAUGAGUCCAACUCAUUAUUCUGAUCUGUGAAAUGGUGCUUAAUUAUUUUAAUUGCUAAAUUGCUUGAAAAAUUCUGUAUAGAGUGUCAUGUAAGGUACAUCAUAUAUCCUUCAAUUUUGAGGACUAGACUUGUUGAAUAUGUCAUUUGGUGCAGAGAAAGAGCUGGGUCCAAGGGACUUUUUUAGCAGUGGUGCAAACUGAGAAAAACUUAGCUUUGUUUGUGUGAAAUUAUUUAAUGGCUUAUCCGACAUUUUUUAAAAAUAUUUGAAUGAUUUAUUUGCUUGUCAAAUUUUGAACACUCCUUUUUAAGUGUUUUAAGGAGAACAUAGCAUUUUGAUAUGUAAGGCUUGAGGAUGUGAUAGAAAAUUACCAGAACACCCAGGACUUAAGCCCAUCAGUUGAAUGCAGAAAUGACCUUGUGGGACUUUAGUACUUAUUUUUGCAAUAGUGUUACUCAAAGAAGUGAACUUGUGGGCUUGUCCAGGGCAUACAGGUCAGGGCAGUUACCAGCGUCAUUGUGAGUGUCUUUCAUCUUCCUACGCCCCGGGCAAGCUCUAGGGACAGGGAAAUGUAAGAGACUGGGAUUGAGGUUGGGCCGUCACUAGGUAUACAAGUAGUUCUGAGAAUGUGUACAAAGGCGUUUUGAGCCACCUUAAAUUGCAAAAAUUUUGAGAUGCUAAUUGCAUCCCUGCCAGUCAAACAACACAAAACUAAAUUUAACAGCUUGUAGGUUGUACCUUGAUGCAUCUUUUGUUUUUGGCCUUCCUCCAGGGGGUGGAGGAUGGGGGUGUACCAGGCAUUUUACAAGAGGGGUUGGGCCUCAACACAUCUCAAAUGAUAGUACCCUGUUGUACUGUUGGCAUCUUCAGUUGUUGGCUAAUGUAUUUGUACUUGGUAAACACAUGAUAUCUUUUAAAGUGCAGUUUGACCUCCAUUUAGUGCCACCUGUUAAGGGGCCAGUUAUCAAAGUUGUGAAAAGUCACGAUAUUUCUAUGUGAUUCUCAGUCUCAUCAGAUGAGUUAUUUUGUUAUUUGGCUCAAAUAUGACUUUUUAGAUCAUGCUUACAUUUUAUUGGUUGGAAGGCAUGUGUAUUCUGUGGCAAAAUUCAGAGGAGGCUUCAGUGAGAAUAACUUAGCUAAUUUCGCAAAACUGACGCGCACUAUUAAACUAAGGCUUUGUGCCAAUACUGUAUUAGGGCGUUUGUACUAUUUAUGUACUACAUGGUAGAUUUGGAGGCUUGAAAAGUUUUCAAGCACCUUACAAAUAUUCACUCAGUUAGUUAUACUCUCCAUGAAAAUUGAGAAACAGAUUGCUUUUGAUAAUAAUAAUGUAGCCUCCUUUAGGAGGAAAUGGGCACUUUCAAACAAUGCCCCUCAGAAAAAUAAUUUAAUCCAAUCAACGAAAUAAAGUGCAAGUAAGAGACAGGCAGAUGGGGGGGGGGGGGUUGUAGGAGGACCAAAAGGCAUGCAGCCUUCUUGUCAUCUUCUUGUGAUUGUCAUUGUAGUCCUUCUGUGGACUUUGUCUUUCUUUUGUCUUCUAUUAUAUCUCUUUUUUUCCCUUUUAAUAAAAUUGUUAGCUAAUGUAAAGUAAAAUUAGUAACCGAGAAGUAGACUUAAUUGUAAUCAAUUGUAACUGUUUGUAAACAAUAAAGGGAAAAAAGUUUUCAAGUACCUACCAGGAAUUUUGGUCGUGGAUGGUGUGCAAGCUUAUGGGUUCCUGGUGCAUGUGAUAAAUCAUUAUGUUUACCUUUAAUAAUUCUGUGAAAUGAAGAACGAAAUAAUAUUAUUUUCAUUCUCUCUUUCUGUUUUAGACGCCAUCGAUGUCCUCAUGAAGGUGCCAGCCCAAACCGAAUUGUUAACAAAUCCAUGCAGGAUCGGUGUAACGUGAACUCCGAGUACAAAACAAAAUACAAGCCGGGAGAACGAACCAGGGGACCUUUUCACCGUCCAACCGAUCUACUUUACAGCAAAGGAGACUUAGAAAAAGAAACAACCCAAAGGCUUGAUUUUGUCCCGUUUGAGGUCAGUCCUCCAAAGAAGAAGGAACCUGAGAAGUACUUUCCAAACCCAAACCCGUUUGAAACCGUGUCGGAACACCGGGAUCACUAUCGUGGGGUCCGUGCCGUAGCUGCUAAAAUACCCCCGUACCUUCGUGGGGAAACCAUGCGUGCCCCUUCAGCAAAAGUGGUGUACAGAUCUAUCGCGCAUGACGAUUACAAAGGAUGGACGCCAGAAGUCCACCGUGUGACGCGUAGUAACUCGUACGCACCGCCUACUGACCCGUUUAGAGAGACUUCUAUCCACCGGCAGGACUACCAAAGGUUUAAUCAGCCACCACGCCCUACAGCACGCCAGCCUGACAAGAUCAGAUAUGAAGGUCCUCUAUCGUCCACUACCAAUUACAGAACGGACUUCAAGAAUAAGGAGAUACCGCAGAGAUUUCAGCGCAAACCUGAAGAGCGUGUUCCGCCAGCAGAGCCGUUCAACAGCAACUCGGUUUUCAAAGAAGAUUUUGUGGAUCUACGCGGUGCGCCAAAGGCUCCCAUAUUUAACCCUAAAAGCGAUCUGUUUAAAACCAACCAGCCCAUGCAGCAGGUGACAACCAAAAGAGAAGAUUAUAAGACUUGGGAGGUAUCACCGCGCAAGCAACAUGAACCGGAGAAAUACAAAGCUCCAGAUGGAACAAUGGACUGUCAGACAACGCACAUGGAUUAUGCGAAUUUCGGAAAGAAAGCUAUCCCAGCCCGUACCGCUAGACCACGUACCAAGCUACGAUUUGGACGAGAAGAAGCGCUGGAUGAUAAAACCAACUAUGGCUUGAGCUUCAAAUGGUUCUACGAACCCAUUGUGCAUUCAAAGGGCCCAGGAAUUAAGAAUGAAAUAUUUCCCCCAGUCCAAGAGAAGAGUCCCGAGAAGUCGGAAUUCCUUGAUAAAUAUAAGAGGUUUAAUGUAGUACCCCCCAGGAUGUUUCGUGACAGGAGUGCCCUGUUCAAGACCUCGGAGGCACUGGCCAAGGAUACGGUGUAUGAUGAUGACUACUCAUGGCCCCAGGUCACGUGUCCAUCGGAAGCGCUAAUCAAAGGAAAAGGAACGUUUGUGUUUGAUCAUGAAACUGAGAUGGGACAUAAAGUGUAUUCAUUGGCUGGGAAAUCACAUAGUUCUGACAUCGCAGUAGCAUAG
This is a messenger RNA of Porites lobata, 4204 nucleotides long. The record is from the annotation of a GenBank genome assembly. NCBI's taxonomy places the organism in Eukaryota, Metazoa, Cnidaria, Anthozoa, Scleractinia, Poritidae.